UCAUGGCGUCGUGACGUAAGUGUAGAAAGAAAGAGGGAAAUCCAAACACAGGGUGACAGUCCGAACAGUCCUGUAAACAUCUGUAAACUUCAGACCUGUUUGAUUAGUGCGCGACUGGGGACAUAUCUUUAGCGUUAACACCGUGUAAAUUGAAUAUAGUUAAGUUUAUUUCAGUCAAGCUUGCGUAAAGCAUAUUGCCUAAAGUUGCUAUGUAGCUUAGCUACUAGCAGCUAAGUUAUUCUUCGCUUAAAACGGAUUAUUUUUAUUAUUUACGAACAGAAAAUGCAAAGAAUUUCUCGUUUAAAGCGCGAGCUUCAGAUGCUGAGCACUGAGCCUCCUCCAGGAAUCACUUGCUGGCAGACAGAGGACAAUGUGAACGAGCUCCGGGCACAAAUAGUUGGUGGGUCCGGAACUCCAUAUGAAAGCGGAGUCUUUUCACUGGAAAUCAAAAUCCCAGAGAGGUAUCCAUUUGAACCUCCAAAUAUCCGCUUCAUUACUCCCAUCUAUCAUCCAAAUAUUGACAACUGUGGUCGGAUUUGUCAUGAUGCUCUCAAACUCCCUCCUAAGGGAGCUUGGAAGCCAUCCCUGAACAUCUCUACAGUUCUCACCUCCAUUCAGCUGCUUAUGGCUGAACCAAACCCCGAUGACCCUUUGAUGGCUGAUAUCUCCUCCGAGUUUAAAUACAACAAACAACUGUUCUCUGAGAAAGCCAAGAAAUGGACCCUUGAGCAUGCAGUUCAUAAAAACGAAAGUUCCUUGGAAAACAAAAACAAGCCUGAAGAUCAGAAAACUCAUUGCAAGAGAGAGGCUCUCACUGCACAUAAUACAGAGGAACCUGCAAAGAAAACAUUUAGAAACUUAUAAAAACACAUUUCUGAUCCAGCAAUCUUUUCUUUUUCUUAAGUAUAAUUUUUUUCUGUUUAGUGUCCAUAUUUAAUGAUUAUCUUGUGAUACUAACAUGUUUUAUUGUGUCUGUUUUGAUUAAUAAAAGUACUUCUGCAGUUGGCUUUUAAA
Boleophthalmus pectinirostris (great blue-spotted mudskipper) is the source of this 1014-nucleotide messenger RNA. RefSeq names its product ubiquitin-conjugating enzyme E2T (putative) (gene ube2t). Lineage: Eukaryota; Metazoa; Chordata; Actinopteri; Gobiiformes; Gobiidae. The transcript has 6 exons. The coding region runs from base 283 to 864 and encodes 193 amino acids. The record is from RefSeq and is a predicted model, not a curated record.